Gracilinanus agilis (Agile Gracile Mouse Opossum) is the source of this 2212-nucleotide messenger RNA. RefSeq names its product hook microtubule tethering protein 1 (gene HOOK1). Bases 1 to 2193 code for a protein of 730 amino acids. NCBI's taxonomy places the organism in Eukaryota, Metazoa, Chordata, Mammalia, Didelphimorphia, Didelphidae. The record is from RefSeq and is a predicted model, not a curated record. Gene Ontology annotation, molecular function: microtubule binding; dynein light intermediate chain binding. The transcript has 22 exons. Gene Ontology annotation, cellular component: centrosome; cytoplasm. Gene Ontology annotation, biological process: cytoplasmic microtubule organization; cytoskeleton-dependent intracellular transport.
AUGGAGGGGGAGCAGCAGCAGCUGUCCCCUCAGCCUCAGCUCCAGCUCUGCGACAGCCUCAUGAUCUGGUUGCAGACAUUCAAUACUGCUGCCCCUUGUAAAAAUGUCCGGCAGUUAACAAAUGGUGUUGCCAUGGCACAAGUUCUUCAUCAGAUAGAUGUUGCUUGGUUUGAUGAUUCUUGGUUAGGCCGAAUCAAAGAAGAUGUUGGUGACAAUUGGAGAAUAAAGGCUAGCAAUCUGAAGAAAGUUCUUCAAGGAAUUACAAGGUAUUAUCAUGAGUUUUUAGGUCAACAGAUAUGUGAAGAACUAAUACCUGAUUUAAGUCAAAUAACAGAACGCUCGGACCCUACGGAACUCGGCAGGUUACUGCAGCUUAUUUUAGGCUGUGCAGUCAACUGUGAGAAGAAACAAGAGCACAUCCAGAACAUCAUGACCCUCGAAGAGUCGGUUCAGCACGUUGUGAUGACUGCUAUUCAGGAGUUGAUGAGUAAAGAGAUCGUGAGCUGCGCCCCCACCGACGCCGCCGGAGAGCUCGAGUACCAGCUUAAAAGAGCCUUGGAAGAACUCCAGGACGCACUAGCCGAGAAAGAGGAGCUGAAGCAGAGAUGCCAAGAGCUGGACAUGCAGGUGACGGCCCUUCAAGAUGAGAAGAACACGUUGGUGUCUGAGAACGAGAUGAUGAAUGAAAAACUCGACCAGUUGGACGGUUCUCUGGAAGAUCCCAACACUGUGGUGGCAAAAAAGUAUUUUCAUGCACAGUUACAAGUAGAGCAGUUACAAGAAGAAAACUUUAGGCUGGAGGCGGCCAAAGAUGACUACCGGCUUCACUGUGAGGAGCUCGAGAAGCAGCUCGUGGAGUUCCAGCACCGCAACGACGAGCUCACGAGCUUGGCCGAGGAGACGAGAGCCCUGAAGGACGAGAUCGACGUCCUCAGGACGACCUCCGAUAAAGCUAGUAAACUCGAGUCCACCGUCGAGAUUUACCGCCAAAAGCUCCAAGACCUGAAUGACCUGAGGCGGCAGGUGAAGUCGCUGCAGGACACGAACAUGAUGUACAUGCACAACACGGUCAGCCUGGAGGAGGAGCUCAAGAAGGCGAACGCGGCCCGCACCCAGUUAGAAAUGUAUAAAAGGCAGGUUCAGGAUCUUCACGUUAAGCUUUCCGACGAAUCCAAAAGAGCCGACACGUUGGCCUUUGAGAUGAAGCGCCUGGAGGAGAAGCAUGAAGCUUUGCUUAAGGAGAAAGAUAGACUGAUCGUGCAGCGCGACGCCCUAAAAGAGACCAACGAGGAGCUCCGGUGUUCCCAGGUGCAGCAGGACCACCUCAGUCAGGCAGGUGGCUCCGUCUCCACAAGUUACGAGAACCUGGCUGCCGAAAUUAUGCCGGUAGAGUAUAGAGAAGUGUUUAUUCGCCUUCAGCAUGAAAAUAAGAUGCUUCGAUUACAGCAGGAAGGAUGUGAGAAUGAGCGGAUCGCAGAGCUCCAAGAGCAGCUGGAACAGAAACAUCGGAAAACCAGCGAGAUGGAGACGGAGCAAAGGCUCAGCAAAGAGUAUAUCCGGGGUUUGCAGCAGCAGAUCGAAGACCUUCAGAAGACGCUCCAAGAACAAGGCACCAAGGCCGAAGGGGAGAGUUCCAGCAAACUAAAGCAGCAGCUGGAGGCUCAUAUGGAAAAACUUACUGAGGUCCAGGAAGAAUUACAGAAAAAACAAGAGCUUAUUGAAGAUCUUCAGCCUGAUCUGACCCCAAAUGCACAAAAGAUACAUGACCUGGAAGCUGCCCUGCAGAAGAAGGAUGAGGACAUGAAGGCAAUGGAGGAGAGAUACAAAAUUUACCUAGAGAAAGCCAGAAAUGUAAUUAGAACCCUGGACCCCAAAUUGAACCCAGCAUCCGCUGAAAUCAUGCUCCUGCGUAAGCACCUGGCAGAGAAGGACAGACGGAUCGAGAUCCUCGAGGGUGAAUGUAAGGUAGCAAAAUUCCGUGAUUAUGAAGAAAAACUCAUUGUGUCUGCCUGGUAUAAUAAGAGCCUCGCUUUCCAGAAACUGGGGAUGGAGUCCAGGCUGACCGGAGGCAACGGUUCCUGCAAUGACUCUGGCGCAUACCCUCCCGCGCGCUCCUUCCUUGCGCAGCAGCGCCACAUCACCAAUACUAGAAGGAAUCUCUCUGUUAAAGUACCUGCUACAACAUCUGAUUAAACUGCGAAAGAGACCCAGA